UGCCGCCUCUGCGCCAAUCCGGGCUAAUAUUUUGCCCGGUAGCAUGUUUGGCUAACCCCUUGUGCACAUGUGAGAUCGUGGAGAAGGGGGAAGCGGUGCGGACCUAAACUUUAUCGAGAGACCAGCAGGAGCUGUAAUCGGCUUGAAAGACAGAUCGGACAUGAAGAAGAAGGCGACGGUUGCAGAGGAGCCGGUCGAGAUGGCUCCCUCGGAGGAGGAGGAGGAGGAGGAGGACAGUGAGGCGCCCGUCAAAGCCAAAAGGAGCAAACCCGACGAGGAGGUGGUCUAUCAGCCGGUGAAACUGUCUCGAAGUGACCUGUACAGACCGCCCACUGCGGAGGAGCUCAGCCAGCUGAAGGAGACCGAGAGCCUGUUCCACUGCAGCCUGCUGAAAAUGCAGAUGGAGGAGCUGCUGAGGGAGGUCGCCCUGAGUGAGCACAGGAGACAGCAAAUAGACUCCUUCACUCAGACGGUCACCGAGCUGCUGCAGGCUGUGCCCGAUUCCCCAGAGGUUGAGGUAAGUGACCUCUCGUGGCUGUCUGGUGCCGUUAAGAUCCCUUUCCUCCUCAUGCCCAAAGUGACAAAAGGCAAGUUCCACAUGGCGCCUCCUGCUUCCGUCGAUCUGAUAGGAAGCUACCCACUGGGCACCUGCACCAAACCACGCAUCGUGGUGGACCUAGCUGUCACAAUCCCAGCUGACGUCCUUCACCCAAAAGACAUCUUGAACCAGAGGUAUCCGAGAAAAAGAGCACUCUACCUGGCAGGCCUGGCCCAGUAUCUCGCAUCCUCCUCAGACAUCGGAGCCAUGCGUUAUUCCUGUCUCCAUGGGAACCGACUCCGACCCGUUCUGCUGCUGACCCCUCCAGACUCUUCCAGCUUCACCGUGCGCGUUCAUGCCUGUCCGCCCCCUGGGUUCUUCAAGCCCAGCCGUUUUCACCCCCAGAGGAAUAAUAUCCGCACAGAGUGGUACACCGGAUUGCAGACCUCCCAGUCUGAUAGCAGCGAACCUCCCACUCCGCAUUACAACAGCUCCGUUCUGGGGGACUUACUGCCCAGGGCCCACCUCCAGUUUCUUUCUGCUGUCAGCUCCCAGUGCUCGGCCUUUGCCAAAGGGGUCGCUCUGCUCAAAGUCUGGCUUCGUCAAAGAGAGCUCGACCAGGGCACUGGAUGUUUUAAUGGCUUCCUGGCUUCAAUGCUGUUGGCCUAUCUGCUGACCACUCACAGGAUCAGUAACACCAUGACAGCCUAUCAGCUGCUUCGAAACAGCUUGAACUUUCUGGCCUCUGCAGACCUGACCGUGAAUGGGAUCAGCUUAGCCAAAGAUCCCGACUCCACAGCGCCACCUCUCGCUGAGUUCCACAGCGCUUUCCAGGUCGUGUUUGUCGACCCCUCAGGACACCUCAACAUGUGUGCUGACAUGACCGCUUGUACCUAUAAACAGCUGCAGCAUGAGGCGUCUGUGUCGAUGCAGUUCUGGGACAACCCAUCAGUGGAUGGGUUCCACAGCCUCCUCAUGACCCCCAAACCCAUGAUAAGGACAAGCGACCACGUAUUCCAGUUAUGUGAGCUGGUAAAGCUUCAGUCCAGCUGUAAGAAACUGAAUCUCCUCAGUGAGCUGAUGGACCACAGUGGAAAUUAUGUCCACGCGGCGCUGCCUUUCAUACUGUCACUGCUUCAGCAGGGACUGGGCCAAAGGGUUCACCUCCUCACCCACUCCCUCUCUCCUGACCCCGAGUGGUCCGUGGAGAGUGAAGCCCCCAAACACAAAGCUCAACCUCCCCUCGCCUUCGGCUUGCUCUUAAGGCAGGAGCUGGCAGCCUCGGUCCUGGAAAGAGGCCCACCUGCAGACAGCCCCAAGGCUGCUGAGUUUCGUCAGCUGUGGGGCUCCCGCUCCGAGCUGCGUCGUUUCCAGGACAGCGCCAUCACCGAGGCUGUGCUGUGGGACGGAGAGAGCAUGUGCCAAAAGCGCCUGGUCCCCAAACAGAUCGUCACACACCUACUGAGGCUACAUGCAGAUAUCCCCGAAUCCUGUGUGCGGUAUGUGGGGGCGAUGGUGGAUGACGUCAUCAAGACGGGAAGUGAGGUGCCUAGUACUGGAGAGGAGGUGAGUUUACUCGUGGUUCAGGCUUACGAUGACCUGAGUAGGAAACUGUGGAAGCUGGAAGGUCUUCCUCUCUCCAUCACCGCCGUACAAGGAGCUCACCCCGCACUCAGAUACACACAGGUCUUUCCCCCUCAACCACUGAAGAUGGACUAUUCCUUCUUUGACAAAGAGAAGACCUCCAGGUCAUUGGUGCCAAAGGAAGGCAAACCAUGCCCCACAUACAUCACCCCUAUCACAAUGAUUUGUCACAUGGAGGGGAGUGGAAAGUGGCCUCACGACCGCCUUGCCAUCCGUCAUAUCCGAGCCGCUUUCCACAUCAACCUGGGAGAGUUGCUCAAGAAGCAGCAUAAUUACACGUGCAGGCCCUGCCCCACACAUCUGGAUGUCUGGAAGGAUGGCUUGGCGUUCCGCAUCCAGGUGGCCUAUCAUCGGGAGCCUCAGGUGCUGAGGGAGAGCGUGAAUGCAGAGGGCCUGCUGGUUGUAAGGGACAACGAGGAGGCUCAGGCUCUGGAGAUGGCCACAAUUCACAAGCCUCUACUUACAAGCACAUUGCACGGGCUCCAACAGGAGCACCCGUGUUUUGGGUCAGUGUGUCGCCUGGUCAAACGCUGGCUGGGGGCUCAGCUCUUCAGUGCUGACAUUACAGAGGACACAGCGGACCUGCUGGUGGCGUCGCUUUUUCUGCAGCCUGCACCCUUUACAUCACCUGGUUCUCCUCAGGUGGGCUUCCUGCGUUUCCUUCAUCUGCUCUCCUCCUUUGACUGGAGGAACAACCCACUGAUCGUCAACCUCAACAACCAGCUCACAGCCACCGACUACACAGAAAUCAAGAAUGACUUCAUGGCCUCCAGGGAAUCUCUGCCUGUCAUGUUUAUAGCUACGCCUAAGGACAAAAAACUCUCUAUGUGGACCAAGCGAGCGCCCAGUGUACAGAUGCUGCAGCGUGCGGUGAUGGUGGCCGCAGAGAGCCUCAAGAUACUGGAACGUCAGCUGAUGGACGGUAGCCAGACACAAGAUGUCAGGGUGGUCAUGCGUCCCCCUCUGGACGCCUACGACGUGUUGAUUCACCUGAACCCCAAGCAGGUUCCCCUUCUCGGCCAAGCGGUAGACUGUCCCGCCGUCACCUUCAGCAGGGGCGUGAAGACCGGCAGCGUGGCCCAGUCUGGAGGGGCUCUGCCCGUCAUCGACUACAACCCGGUGACGCUCUACCUGGCGGAGCUCAGAGAGGCGUUCGGAGACCUUGCCCUCUUCUCCUGUGAUCCCUACGGUGGAACAGUGAUUGCAGUUUUAUGGAAGCCAAAGGCUUUUGUCUCAAUGCCUUUUAAGACGUCGCAGGUGUCCGCUCGGAGCGUGGAGGUGACUGGGGAGGAAGUAAAUACCGUUCCCAAUGUGGAAGCGAUACUGGAGGACUUCCAGGUCAUGGGAAAAGGAUUGGUGAAAUCAGUGGAAGCAAGGACCGAAAAGUGGAUGGUUUAGAAAACACAAACACACACCACUUUCUCCAGAUUAAUUUUAGCAUCUGACAUUUUCAGCAGAGAAAGUAUAUGGAUAGUUUUUGUUUUGUUUCUGUUGGUCUCACUCAAAUAUAACAACUAAAACAAUGAAUAUUAAACAUCUUUUACAAUUUUAUGUACUUAUACUGUUGCUGUUGAUGAUCGGCCAUGUUUGUUUUGGUGUAGCUGUUUCAGGCCCAAUAAAUACAGAACUACUUCCCUU
This is a messenger RNA of Scophthalmus maximus (turbot), 3820 nucleotides long. RefSeq names its product nucleolar protein 6 (RNA-associated) (gene nol6). Gene Ontology annotation, biological process: rRNA processing; tRNA export from nucleus. Gene Ontology annotation, cellular component: CURI complex; small-subunit processome; UTP-C complex. NCBI's taxonomy places the organism in Eukaryota, Metazoa, Chordata, Actinopteri, Pleuronectiformes, Scophthalmidae. The coding region runs from base 161 to 3580 and encodes 1139 amino acids. The record is from RefSeq and is a predicted model, not a curated record. The transcript has 26 exons.